Molecule: messenger RNA, 1342 nt
Organism: Sinocyclocheilus rhinocerous
Lineage: Eukaryota; Metazoa; Chordata; Actinopteri; Cypriniformes; Cyprinidae
Product: dynactin subunit 2-like
Exons: 14
Coding region: 167-1342 (391 amino acids)
Biological process (GO): microtubule-based process
Cellular component (GO): dynactin complex
Source: RefSeq, a predicted model, not a curated record
UUAGUGUGUGACGUCACAGCUGUCACUGUGGCAGGCGGCCUGUAUGUGUUGUGUUCGCUCUCGACUCAUCAGCUUCUCAAACCGGUUAUAUCUCCGUUCAAACGGCAGUAAAGAAACACACAUUGCAUAAAGAAUCACAUUAAACUGCUUUCCCCAGCUUGCUGCAAUGGCCGACCCGAAGUAUGCAAACCUGCCGGGCAUCGCCUCCAAUGAGCCUGAUGUCUAUGAGACGAGUGAUCUGCCCGAGGAUGAUCAGGCGCAGUUUGAGUCGGAGCUGGAGGAGCUGUGUAGCGACAGCGUGGAGCGGAUCGUCGUCAAUCCCAACGCCGCCUACGACAAGUUCAAAGACAAACACGUCAGCGCCAAGGGUUUGGAUUUCUCGGACCGCAUCAGUAAGAGUCGCAGGGUUGGCUAUGAGUCUGGAGAGUUUGAACUUUUAGCUGAGGGUUGUGGCGUGAAGGAAACUCCUCAGCAGAAGUAUCAGCGACUGGUUAAUGAGAUUCACGAGCUCUGCCAGGAUGUGGAACAUAUUCAGGUCACGACUAAAGAGAGCAGCUCGGAGGAGCGUUUGACUCCGGUGGCUUUGGCUCAGCAGGCGGCGCAGCUCAAACAGCAGCUGGUUUCAGCUCAUCUGGACUCUCUGCUCGGACCCAACGCUCACAUCAACCUCACCGACCCUGACGGAGCGCUCGCCAAGCGGUUGUUGACUCAGCUGGAGGUGGCUCGGGGCGUGAGGAGCGGAGCGGGUGCAGAAAGCAAGACAGCGGCACCCAAAGGACCAGACGGUGUGAUUCUCUACGAGCUCCACAGCCGACCGGAGCAAGAGAAGUUCACAGAGUCUGCUAAAGUCGCCGAGCUGGAGAGACGGCUGGCCGAACUGGAGACGGCGCUGGGAUCCGGCUCAGAGAAACAGGGUCCGCUCAGCUCUGGGGUUCAGGGAGCCAGUCUGAUGGACACUAUAGAGCUGCUGCAGGCGCGGGUCGGUGCGCUGGACGCUGCCACGCUGGACCAGGUGGAAGCCAGACUACAGAGCGUUCUGGGGAAGAUGAAUGAAAUCGCCAAGCACAAGGCGGCCAUCGAGGACGCAGAGACCCAGAACAAGGUGUCUCAGCUGUAUGACGUGGUGCAGAAGUGGGAUGCGAUGGCCACGUCUCUCCCGCAGCUGCUGCAGAGACUGCUGGCCGUCAGAGAGCUGCACGAGCAGGCGAUGCAGUUUGGGCAGCUGCUGACCCAUCUGGACACGACGCAGCAGAUGAUCAACAACUCUCUGAAGGACAACAGCACUCUGCUCACGCAGGUCUGUCCUCAAACACCACUGACGCAAACAAAUGAGUGCAAUUAA